This is a messenger RNA of Ruditapes philippinarum (Manila clam), 2190 nucleotides long. Its product is annotated as threonine synthase-like 2. The transcript is spliced from 10 exons. NCBI's taxonomy places the organism in Eukaryota, Metazoa, Mollusca, Bivalvia, Venerida, Veneridae. The coding region runs from base 202 to 1608 and encodes 468 amino acids. The record is from RefSeq and is a predicted model, not a curated record. Gene Ontology annotation, molecular function: pyridoxal phosphate binding. Gene Ontology annotation, biological process: dephosphorylation; 2-oxobutyrate biosynthetic process.
AAACCGUCCUACCAAUCGCAUCUUCUCGGCCCUUUCCGUCAAACUUCGGAUAAGGACUCCAACCCAACGCAGUCAAUUGAUCCUAAAGUAAUUUUAUCCUGCUUUAGUACAAAGGUCAACUCUUAGCCUAGGCUCAGUUUUUAAUGUGAAGCCUGAAAGACUGUUUCUCUCCAGUAUACUCGACUGUAAAAAGUAGACACAAUGAAGUAUGGCAGUACAAGAGGUGGGGUGAAGAAUUUUACCUUUGAGCAAGCGUUAUUUACGGGUUAUGCCAGUGACGGGGGUAUACUUCUCCCUGAGAGUAUACCAGCUGUUCCGGUAGAUACCUUAAAAAGUUGGAAGGACCUUUCAUUCGUGGAACUGGCGAAGAAGAUCGUUCCCUAUUUUAUAUCCGAAGAAGAAAUACCUGGAGCAGACCUUAACGAUUUGUUGGAUAAAGCAUAUAGUACGUUUUCCUGCCCUGAGAUAGCACCACUCGCACGAUUGAAAGAUGACGUAACAAUACUUGAAUUGUUCCACGGGAAGACGUGGGCUUUCAAAGACUUGGCACUAUCUUGUGUGGGGCAGUUUAUCAACUACUUUUGUACGAGAAGUAAAACACAUUACACAAUAAUUGUAGGAACAUCCGGGGAUACCGGAAGCGCCGCCAUUGAAGCAGUUCGCGGGCUAAAAUGGGUCGAUAUUGUUGUGUUAUUACCUCGAGGACGUACUUCAUUUGUUCAAGAAAAACAAAUGACCACCGCUAUAGCUGAUAAUGUACACGUUUAUAGAGUUGAUGGCACGUCGGACGACAUUGACCUUAUUAUAAAGCCAGUUUUCAUGGACGAAGAUUUCCAGAAAAAAUACCACCUAACAAGUAUUAAUUCAAUCAACUGGUCGCGGAUAAUGGUGCAAAUAGUUCAUUAUUUUUAUGCAUUUUUAAAGAUGUGUGAUGAUAAUUGUAGUCCGGUAGAAAUUGUUGUUCCGACUGGGGCAUGCGGGAAUGUUACAUCUGGUUGUAUCGCAGCUAAAAUGGGCCUGCCGAUCCGGCUUGUAUGCGCAGUCACGUGCAAUGAUAUUGUGUCACGUGCUGUUUCUAAUGGUGACUUUAGUAUAACACCGGAAGUGACACCAACAUUAGCACCAGCUAUGGAUAUUCAGAUACCUUAUAAUAUGGAGCGAAUCUGGUACAUAUUUAGUGAAGGGGACACAACUCUUGUAUCAAACCUGAUGAAGGAAUUUGAAAAGAACGGCUCGAUCAAAGUUCCCGAGGAACUUGCCAAGAAAAUUUCGGAUGUUAUCGUUGAUACCUUUGUGGCUUCCGAUGAUGACGUCAAAACAACCAUGUUGAAGGUAUGGAAGGAUAACUCUUAUCAAGUUUGUCCCCACACAGCCAUUGCUGUAGCGUAUCAUCUUAAACAAAGAAGUAAUUCAACAUGUCCACGCAUCUGUAUAGCAACAGCGUCUGUAACGAAAUUUCAAGAAGCAGUAAAGAUUGCCGGUGUUCCUGUACAAAAUGAUGACAGAGUUAUCGCCCUUCAGAACAUGGAAACUAAAUACGAAGAUAUGGAAAAGGGAGACGACUGGGGAAAGAUUCUUAAAAACAAAAUUGUUGAAAUUAAUGCUUAAAUGCGUUCUGUUUCACUUGUAAGAAUAUAAUCUACAUGAUAUACAUAGACCUGCCAUAUUAGGAUCAGAAUCACCGAGAAAUGACGAAAACUAACAACUUAAGACCAUGUUAAUAUAAUAAUUGAUGAUUAUGAUAUAAAAUAUUAUGAUAUAUUUUUAUUAAAAUAUUAUAAAUUAUGAAACGUAAAAUGCAUGUAGAUUGAAACACAAAUAUUAUUAGUCUUUUCGAAACAUUUUUCUUUGAAAAGUGUUUUAACAGGUGCCGACUGAAGUAAAUGCUAUAGGCAUUUUAUUGCAUAUUUUAUUAUACAUAUAAUUAAUGUAAUACAAAUACAAUGAAUGGAAAUUGUAACAAGCAACAAUUAAAAACAUAAGUAUCAUUAUGUCUCUGAUAUUGUUAACUAAUCAAUCUGUUGCUUUAUUUCAUGUAUUAGUUUAAACACUUGACUGAGAUAUAUGCGUAUUAGACGGUAUAUAUUGUUUACACUUACGGUACUAAUUAUAGUGUUAUUUUUUGGGUAAAACAAAUACAUGUAUAACUUUUUAUAGCAUUUUACUAUUAUAAAUUAUUACUAGCUAUGA